Molecule: messenger RNA, 2388 nt
Organism: Mauremys mutica (yellowpond turtle)
Lineage: Eukaryota; Metazoa; Chordata; Testudines; Geoemydidae
Gene: DVL1
Product: dishevelled segment polarity protein 1
Exons: 15
Coding region: 240-2378 (712 amino acids)
Biological process (GO): canonical Wnt signaling pathway; intracellular signal transduction
Cellular component (GO): cytosol
Molecular function (GO): frizzled binding
Source: RefSeq, a predicted model, not a curated record
GGCAUGGCCCGCCUCCGCGGCGCCCCCUCUCCUCGCCCGCCGGGCCGGGCCCGGGGCCGGGGCCCGCGUGCAUUUCUCCCGUUGAGCAGCUAGAGAGCGGUGCAGGGAAUGAAAUCCCCGGCGCAAUAGCCAGGAGCCGAGCGCUCCCUUCCUGUCUGCAGCCGCGCCGGGCCGGGGCCGGGGCUGGGGCAGCCCAGCGAGUGACGGGCAGCGCCGGGCUGGGCUGGAUCUGCCCCCCCAUGGCGGAGACUAAAAUCAUCUACCACAUCGACGAGGAGGAGACCCCCUACCUGGUGAAGCUGCCGGUGCCCCCGGAGAAAGUCACUUUGACAGAUUUUAAAAAUGUCCUCAGCAACCGGCCCGUGCACAGCUACAAAUUCUUCUUCAAGUCCAUGGACCAGGAUUUCGGGGUGGUGAAGGAGGAGAUCUCGGAUGACAAUGCAAAGCUACCGUGCUUCAAUGGAAGAGUGGUGUCCUGGCUGGUCCUGGCUGAAAGCUCCCACUCCGACACGGGCUCCCAGUGCACUGAAAGCCACACGGACCUCCCUCCUCCCAUCGAGAGAACGGGUGGCAUCGGAGACUCACGGCCUCCCUCGUUUCACCCGAAUGCUGCCAGCAGUCGAGACGGACUGGACAACGAAACAGGAACGGAGUCGGUUGUUAGCCACAGGCGAGAGAGACACCGGCGGCGGAACAGGGAAGGCCAUGAAGACGUCCCUAGGCUCAAUGGGCACCCCAAGCUGGACAGGCACCGCGAGCACCCGCCCGGCUACGACAGCUCUUCCACCAUGAUGAGCAGCGAGCUGGAGUCCAGCAGCUUCAUUGACUCUGAUGAUGACGAUAACACAAGCAGGCUGAGUAGCUCCACAGAGCAAAGUACUUCGUCCCGGCUCAUACGGAAGCAUAAACGCAGGAGGAGAAAACAAAGGAUGCGCCAGAUUGACAGGUCAUCCUCAUUCAGCAGUAUUACGGAUUCAACCAUGUCCCUGAAUAUCAUCACUGUCACGCUCAAUAUGGAAAAGUAUAAUUUCCUGGGGAUCAGCAUAGUAGGACAGAGCAACGACCGAGGAGAUGGUGGCAUUUACAUUGGCUCUAUCAUGAAAGGAGGAGCCGUGGCAGCAGACGGCCGAAUUGAACCAGGAGACAUGCUUCUACAGGUGAAUGAGGUCAACUUUGAGAACAUGAGCAAUGAUGACGCAGUGCGGGUUUUACGGGAAAUAGUCUCCAAACCUGGACCUAUCAGCCUAACGGUGGCCAAGUGCUGGGACCCCACACCUAGGAGUUAUUUCACUAUCCCGAGGGCUGAACCAGUGAGGCCGAUUGACCCUGCAGCAUGGAUCUCUCAUACCACAGCCAUGACGGGAGCGUACCCCCGUUACGGUAUGAGCCCCUCCAUGAGCACCAUCACAUCUACCAGCUCCUCACUAACAAGCUCAAUUCACGAUUCGGAAAAAUUGGAAGAAUCUCCCUUGACUGUGAAGAGUGACAUGGCUACUAUUGUCAAGGUUAUGCAGUUACCCGACUCAGGCCUGGAAAUCCGGGACAGAAUGUGGUUAAAAAUUACCAUCUCCAAUGCAGUGAUAGGGGCAGAUGUGGUUGACUGGCUUUACACGCACGUGGAGGGCUUCAAGGACAGACGGGAGGCUAGAAAAUACGCCAGCAGCAUGUUAAAACACGGCUACCUCAGGCACACUGUGAACAAAAUCACCUUCUCAGAGCAGUGCUAUUAUGUCUUCGGGGACCUCUGCAGCAAUAUGGCUGCCUUGAACCUGAACAACGGUUCUAGUGGAGCCUCUGAUCAGGACACUCUUGCUCCUCUUCCACAUCCUGCUGCACCUUGGCCAUUAGGUCAGGGGUACCCCUACCAGUACCCACUCCCCCCUCCAUGCUUCCCACCAGCAUACCAGGACCCAGGCUUCAGCUACGGAAGCGGCAGUGCGGGUAGCCAGCAAAGCGAAGGAAGCAAGAGCAGCGGCUCUAACCGGAGCAACAGUGAGAACAGCCGGAGGGCUCUGGGCAGGGAGAAGGACCGCAAGUCAGCCGGAAGCGGCAGCGAAUCCGACCACACCGCCCGCAGCGGGGGCGGAGCCAGCGUAGUGCGCCGCGAACGGCCCGUCAGCCAGCUCAGCCACCGGAGUCACGUCUCUGCCACCCACAGCGAGAGAAGCCACCACAGCCACCAUUCGUAUGGGCCUCCGGGGGUCCCACCCCUCUACAACCUGCCAAAGCUAGGCCCCAAAGUCUACGGGACAAGUGGACCCCCCGGCGGACCUCCCGUGAGAGAACUGAGUUCCGUUCCUCCAGAGCUGACGGGGAGCCGGCAGUCCUUCCAGAAGGCGAUGGGCAACCCUUGCGAAUUCUUUGUUGACAUCAUGUGAGAGGAAGUGC